Molecule: messenger RNA, 1985 nt
Organism: Medicago truncatula (barrel medic)
Lineage: Eukaryota; Viridiplantae; Streptophyta; Magnoliopsida; Fabales; Fabaceae
Product: protein ANTAGONIST OF LIKE HETEROCHROMATIN PROTEIN 1
Exons: 1
Coding region: 345-1676 (443 amino acids)
Source: RefSeq, a predicted model, not a curated record
AAAUAAAAGAGAAUGGGUUGGAAGAUGUAGUAGUGGUGCUGAAGUAGGCAGUGACCGGCUACUGCCACUGCCACCAACACUGCCACCAACACCAGAAGCAGACAGAGAAAGUGACACAACACAACAAAUGCUGCAAUCUCCCCCAUUUUUUUCAUAGAUCCCCAAUCCAACCCAACACUUUAUCCUACUAACAUUAUUAUUAUUAUUAUAGAUUUAUUUAUAGCAACACCAUGUCUGUCUCACUCAAGAGUUAGAUCCAUCAUCAUCAGAAAUCAAAACCCUUAAUUCAAACCAAAUCGGAUAAAAACAACACAAUAAAUUAGGGUUUUGAUUCAGAACUAGUAAUGGAUCAAUGGUUCCUCGUUAUGCUUUCAAAUCUCCUUCACCUCCACAACUCCCUCGACCCAACCACCGACACACUCUCCUCCACCGCAACUUCCUCCACCUCCUCCUCCUCCUCCCUCCUCCAAUCAUCCUCCAUCGCCCCUCUCCUCCUCUUCACCAUGGCAUCCGUUCUCUCCCACGUCGCAUCCACCCGAACACCAUCCUCCUCUUCCAACCACCGCAACAAACACCUCCGUCGUAAUCGCAACCCAAACGCCUCCGACUACUCCGUAGCCGCCUUCCGUGCCCUCUCAACCGAACACAUCUGGUCCCUCGAAGCUCCACUCCGUGACGCUCAGUGGCGUUCUCUUUACGGCCUCUCCUACCCCGUUUUCACCACUGUCGUUGAUAAACUCAAACCCCACAUCGCCGUUUCAAAUCUCUCUCUUCCGUCUGAUUACGCCGUCGCUAUGGUUCUCUCUCGUCUCGCUCAUGGCCUCUCCGCGAAAACCGUCGCUAAUCGUUACUCUCUCGAGCCUUACCUUGUUACCAAAAUCACCAACAUGGUCACGCGCCUCCUUGCCACUAAACUCUACCCAGAAUUCAUCAAAAUUCCCGUAGGUCGUCGCAGACUCAUCGAAAUUACACAAUCCUUUGAAGAACUCACUUCACUUCCUAAUAUGUGUGGUGCUAUUGAUUCCACAUCUGUUAAGCUUCGGUCUGGUCCUAGUUCAAACCCUGCUACUUAUCUUUCGCGUUACGGUUAUCCUUCAGUUCUUCUUCAGGUUGUUUCUGAUCAUAAGAAGAUUUUUUGGGAUGUUUGUGUUAAAGCACCUGGUGGAACAGAUGAUGCUACUCAUUUUAGGGAUAGUCUUCUUUACCAGCGUUUAACUUCUGGUGAUGUUGUUUGGGAUAAGGUGAUCAAUGUUCGCGGUCACCAUGUUCGUCCUUAUGUUGUUGGUGAUUGGUGUUAUCCUUUGUUGCCGUUUUUGCUUACGCCUUUUUCUCCAAGUGGGAUGGGUACUCCAGCGCAGAAUUUAUUUGAUGGGAUGCUUAUGAAGGGUAGGUCUGUGGUUGUGGAAGCUAUUGCUUUGCUUAAGGGGAGGUGGAAGAUUCUUCAGGAGUUGAACGUGGGUCUUCAUCAUGUGCCGCAGACUAUUGUUGCGUGUUGUGUUUUGCAUAAUUUGUGUCAGAUUGCUAGGGAGCCUGAACCGGCCGAGUUGUGGAAGGAUCCUGAUGAGAGUGGAGCUCAACCUAGGGUGCUGGAUAGUGAGAAGUCUUUGUAUUUCUUUGGGGAAAGCUUGAGGCAAGUUCUCACUGAGGAUUUGCACCAAAAGCUCUCAUCAAGAUAACUGUCAUUUUCCAGUUCUAAAAUGUAACUAGACUUUUACUGAUAUGUUAUUGUUGAUGGUGAGGGUGAAUCACCUCGUGAUGUAGAUUUUUAUUUGAUUUGUGUUUUAAAAGAAGAAUUUUUUUGCUCUUGUAGGAGUAGGAUGCUUAUUAUGUAUUUUUAUGUUGAUUGAUUUUAGUAACCUGUUGUAGAACUAGAUUAUAGAAUUUGUGGAUGUGUUCAACUGUAAUGGCUACUUGACUUGUGGAUGAGGAGAACUAUUGUACUAACAUUAGAUUUGAAUGAGAUGUUUCGGACAAGUUUAACUUAA